Molecule: messenger RNA, 1412 nt
Organism: Sorex fumeus (smoky shrew)
Lineage: Eukaryota; Metazoa; Chordata; Mammalia; Eulipotyphla; Soricidae
Gene: FBXO15
Product: F-box protein 15
Exons: 9
Molecular function (GO): protein binding
Source: RefSeq, a predicted model, not a curated record
CGACAGCAGAGGAAGGGGCCCUGUGACUCUUGGGUGUCACUGGACAGUCUGCCUUCAGAAAUCUUGCUGCAGAUACUUUCGUACCUGGAUGCCGUCACGCUGCUGGCCGCCGGGUGUGUCAACAGGCGCUUCUACCACCUGGCCAGUGACAACUUUAUUUGGGCAAAAAUCUACUCCGUGGCCUUUGCCCCUAAGAAAUCUCACUGGAGAGGGAGUUCCGUGGAGACGAUGACCGAGUGUGUGCACUCGCUGUCCGUGGAGGCCAGAGAAGCGGGCUACUGGAAGAAGGAAUACAUCAGCAAGCAGAUUGCAUCUGUGAAGGCGGCGCUGGCUCAGAUCCUCAAGCCUGUCAACCCCUACACAGGCCUCCCAGCCAAAACCAAGGAGGCCCUCAGAAUAUCUGGUUUAGGUUGGGUGAUUAUACUGAGAGAAACAUGCGGGAAGGAGCAUGUCCUGGACCACGCUGAUCUUUCCAUAAACGAGUCCUCAGUCACAGUCAUGUGGUACGGCAAGUAUUGGCCACAGCGAGCCACGCUGGCCACCUUAGACUUGUGUGGUGUGACCCCAGUUUUUAUGGACCGCUCCCAACCUCCCCCCAAGGCUGGACCUCGCUGGCAUUCUUUGAUCGCCAAGUACAACCUGAGUCACUUGACUGAGUCCACCAUGAUCGGCUGUGACAGGCUCGUCAGGAUCUUCUGCCUCCAGCCAGGCCUCCUGGUGGGGCUGUGGCAGAGGGAUGAAGAGCUGGCCUUUGUUAUGGCAAAUCUCCAUUUCCAUCGCAUUGUGGAGAGGAGUACCCUCGGCUCAGCCACUGUCCCUCACGAGGUGCCUCUGCACGUCCCCUUGGUAGACGACAGCCCCGAGUGUGGCCUGCAGGGCUACCAGCUCCACGUGGACAUGCACAGCGGCGGGGUCUUCUCCCUGUGCGGGAUGUUCCGCAAUCUCUUCACCAGGAAAGGCCAUAUUGAAGAUGGAUAUGUGAAACUCAUUGUGAUAAGUCUUAAAAACGACACAGAACACCUCCCUCUCAUUGGCAAAGUCGGUCUCUCCUGGAAAACGAAUGCCUUUGAUGGCUAUAUCGAGAACUGCUCCAUACUGGACAUCACCGUCCUGGACGAGCGUGGGAGGCCCUUCUGGUGCCUCAGCUCCCCGGUCAGCAUGGCGCCUGUGCCCGUACCCUCCGACGGGCCUCACUUCUCCGGCCGCUCCUACUGUGUGGACUACGUGGACGCCGAGGGCCGCGUGCACGUGGAGCUGGUGUGGGUGGAGGAGACGGAGGAGUUCUUCAUCGUCAGCCUCGUCCUCUUCCUCAGCACCGCCAAGGUCAACCGCUGGUUCGGUACCCGCCACUGAGCUGCCGGCCUCGCCCUCCCUCUCGCCCGGACAGUUGAAUAAAGCUGGGUUUGUCUGUA